Miniopterus natalensis is the source of this 987-nucleotide messenger RNA. RefSeq names its product coiled-coil domain containing 54 (gene CCDC54). NCBI's taxonomy places the organism in Eukaryota, Metazoa, Chordata, Mammalia, Chiroptera, Miniopteridae. The record is from RefSeq and is a predicted model, not a curated record.
AUGUACAAACUUCAAACCAAAAGGAUAAAUGCUGCUGCUGGGCAGAUGUGGACUUCAAAUCUCUCCAAAAUCAGACAAUCUCUUAAAAAUGUUUACCAUAAAUGUAAGAACCAUCACCCAUAUUCAACUAGAAAUCCAACUAUGACUUCCUAUGGUUGUGAUCAAGAUGACAUUAGUACUGAUGAAGAAAUGAGUGUUAUAGGAAUGCUCCAAGAUAUUAAAACUGCCCAAAUUGACCUCCUCUGGAAAAUGACUGACACUGUCAGUGCAGUAUCAAAAAUCCAUGGAAAGACUGACUUUUAUCAGAAGCAAAUGGAGGCACUAGAAACCAGAAUGAAUGUUAAUGAAGACAAACAAUGUGCAAUAACUAAAUAUAUCUUCUCUAUGAAAGAAGACAUUGAUGCUUUAAAGAAGAAGGUAACAGACUUGGAAAACCAGAAUUCUUGCUCCAGUAUACAUUGUUCAGAAGUUCUGGAAGGAGAAAGGGGUAAAGAGGUUAUGGAACUGCUUCACAAACUCAUACAACCACAACCUUUGAAGAACACAUUGGCUGCCACAGACUCUGAAAUCUCUUCAGCAGAACCAGAGAAAGUGCCAAGUUAUUCUGAUCCCACUAAUCAUCUUGAGGAAAAAACAAUUUCUCCAAAAGUUAAAAUUCUGAAGCAAAGUAACCGUCAAAAUGCAUUAAGAAGCUUUAAAAAAACAAAGUCAAAUAUUUAUAUUUACCCAGACUUUAGUACAUGGAUCAAGCUAACUUUUGUCCAUGGAGGAAAGUGGAGAUUUUUUCUCAGUGCUACCAAGUUAGAAGAAUUUAUCCAGUGGCUCCUUUCUAGGCCAACCAUCUCUCCUGAAGAACCACAACUCAUAACCCAGCGGUUGUGUCCAUUCUCUAGGCCCAUUGUGAGCUUGACCACAAUCUGUCUCUCUGUUUUCAACUACAUUUACUGUCUUUUUGGGUUUUCAAAGGAGGAAAUAACUCAACUAUAG